Benincasa hispida (wax gourd) is the source of this 2700-nucleotide messenger RNA. RefSeq names its product glycerophosphodiester phosphodiesterase GDPDL6-like. Gene Ontology annotation, biological process: lipid metabolic process. Gene Ontology annotation, molecular function: glycerophosphodiester phosphodiesterase activity. The record is from RefSeq and is a predicted model, not a curated record. Lineage: Eukaryota; Viridiplantae; Streptophyta; Magnoliopsida; Cucurbitales; Cucurbitaceae.
GUUUUUUCUUUCUUCUUCUUCUUCUUCUUCUUCUUUUUUUUAAAGAAUUUUUUUUACAAAAUUUUUUCCCCAUUCCCUCGAGAGUUUUUUUUCCUAAGAAACUUGACAGGGAAUGCUCUUUCUGAGUUCUUUCUGUCUUUUACUUAAUUCCUCCCUCUCCCUUUUCCUAUCCGUUUUUCCUUCAUUUUCUCUCAUUUCAUUUUUCCAUGUCUUCCACUUAAUUUUUCAUUUUUUUUUAAUUUAAAAUUUUGGUAUUUCUAAUCAGUUUUGUAGUUAUUAACAGAUCAAAGUGUUGGGACUCACAAUGCUAAAGUGGUUUUUGGUCAUAGCUUCGUUGAUCUUCUCCUCCACUUUUGCACAACACAGUCUCCCUCCUAAAGAACAAUGGCUCACUUUGAAAGGGGAACCGCCACUAGUAAUAGCAAGAGGAGGAUUAUCUGGAGUGUUUCCAGAAUCAAGCCCUUUUGCAAAUCAAAUGGCUUUGGUUGCGGGUUUACGUAACACAGCUUUGUAUUGCAAUCUUCAACUCACCAAAGAUGGGGUUGGCAUUUGCUUAACUGAUCUCAGGCUUCAAAACUCAACCAAUAUUGAAGAUGUCUUCCCUAGGCAGCAUAAGUCUUAUAUUGUUAAUGGAAAAAAAAUCAAAGGAUGGUUUUCUGUUGAUUACUUGUCUAAGGAUCUCUUUAACAGAGUUUACAUGAUUCAAAGUAGCCUCUCUCGACCUAGUCUCUAUGAUGGUACUUUACCGAUCGCGGGUGUUGAAGAUGUCAUUGGGAUUAAACCGAGUCAGUUUUGGUUGAAUGCUGAGCACGAAGCGUUCUAUGCAGAACAUGAUCUGAGCGUAUCAUCGUACCUUCAGAAGGCAUUGAGAACGACGCGAAUAAACUUUGUGUCAUCUUCAGAGAUUGGAAUAUUGAAAGGGAUAAGUGGGAGUGUGAACAUAGCUAGAACAAAGCUGAUCUUCAGAUUCUUAGAAGCUAAUGAAAUAGAGCCAACAACAAAGAAAACAUAUGGUGCAUUGGCUCAAGAGCUUCCCAUGAUUAAGACAUUCGCCUCAGGAAUUCUUGUAAGAAAAGAAUACAUUUGGCCAAUUGGUCAAGACAAGUAUGUCCAGCCUGCAACAACUCUUGUCAUGGAUGCUCAUAAGCUCGGCUUGGAAGUUUAUGCUUCUGGCUUUGCAAAUGAUGCCAUUGUUGGUUACAAUUAUAGCUACGAUCCAAUCCGUGAGUACCUUCAAUAUUUUGACAAUGGCCAUUUUGCUGUUGAUGGAGUCCUUUCUGAUUUCUCUCCUGCUGCUUCUCAAGCCAUUGCCUGCUAUUCGAGUUUUCGCAACAAUGGCAAAAUUCAGCCUGGAUUAGAGCAAGCAUUGGUGAUAAGCAGCAAUGGAGCAAGUGGGGAUUUCCCAGGCUCAACUGAUCUUGCUUACCAAAGAGCAAUUGAUGAUGGGGCUGAUAUUAUUGAUUGUUCAGUUCAAUUAUCAAAAGAUGGAGUUCCUUUCUGUAUGGAGAUGGCAGAUCUUUUGACAGGUACAACUGUUGUCACUGCUUUCUCAGCAAGAACUACAACUAUCCCUGAAGUCCAAGCUGAAGCUGGAAUCUUCUCUUUUGAUCUUACUUGGGCUGAGAUUCUAACUCUCAAACCUCAAAUUUCAAACCCUUUCAUGGCUUCUUCUGGUCUUGCUCGUAAUCCAGCCUUUAAGAACAAAGGCAAGUUCAUGACUCUUAAUGAGUUUCUGGAGUUUGCUAAAGCCAAAGCUGUUUCUGGGAUUAUGAUCAACGUCCAAAAUGCGGCGUAUUUGGCUUCAAAGAAAGGUCUGGACAUGGUGGGAACUGUAUCUUCUGCCUUAACCAAUGCUACUUUUGACAAACAAUCAACACAACAAGUUUUCAUUAGAUCAGAUGAUACUUCUGUGUUAUCCUUUUUCAAGACAAAGUUCCCAAGUUACAUUAGAGUUUUAACUGUUGACUCAAAGAUUGGAGAUGCCCCAGAAGAUGCUCUUGAAGAAAUCAAACGCUUUGCUCAAGUUGUAGCCAUUCCUCGUGGCUCUAUCAUUGAAAUUACAAACUAUUUCACUACUGGUCUCACUAAAGUAGUUGCUGAAAUCAAGGCUUCCAAUCUCUCUGUCUUUGUUUAUGUCAUGAGAAAUGAAUAUGUUUCCUUGGCCUUUGACUACUACUCUGAAGCCUCCAUGGAAAUCUCUACCUUUGUCGAUUACUUCCACGUCGAUGGCAUCAUUACCGAAUUCCCCAAUACCGCAAAACGAUACAUUACAUGUCCGUGCCGACCAACUCAGCCAAACCCGAAUGGAGCUCCGUAUAUAAUCGUACCACCUGAAAUUGGUCUACUGAUGAGUAUGGUGGCUCCGGAGGCUAAACCACCUACCGAUCCUCCGUUGCCGCCAUUGGAUGCUGAAGAUAUUGUCGAUCCACCGCUUCCGGGGGUGAUCAAAAUGUCGUCUACCGAUCCUUCCGAUGCUGCCGACGGGCCGGCCGCCAAAUCAUCAGCCGCUGUAUCAAAUGUUGCUAACUUGUUUGUUUCUCUACUCUCAGUUGUUGUGCUAAACUUCUUCAUUUCCCACUCUACACUGUAAUAAUCAAUACAAUUAUUAUCUCUUCCAUAAACAUAUGAAUAUGUAAACUCUCAAGGCCACCCACUUUCACAUGUAUUUAUGUAGUCAAUACACUUUUUUUUUUUUAAAUA